Macadamia integrifolia is the source of this 1010-nucleotide messenger RNA. RefSeq lists its product as uncharacterized. The record is from RefSeq and is a predicted model, not a curated record. Lineage: Eukaryota; Viridiplantae; Streptophyta; Magnoliopsida; Proteales; Proteaceae. The transcript is spliced from 3 exons. Bases 470 to 817 code for a protein of 115 amino acids.
UGCCUUCCAUGAACAGAAGUGGCUGAAUGACGUGUCCAACGGCUAUGUAUCAGUAGAUGUCCACAUAGUGUUUUUUUUUUCUCUCUCUCUCUAGGCUCGAUUUCCACGGCACCCAUCGUUCAAUUCUCUUCACGCGCCUCCAAUUUGCAGCUGUGCAACCCAACACAGCACGACUCAUCUCUAUCUUCAUUAUUGAUAGACAUAAAUGGGAGACAAGAGCAAGAGAUGAAUGAAGAUAUUAAAAAUCCCGACAUGGGUUUCGUAGGUCUCUGCUUAUCUCCACGGAUUUGGUGGGGAGAGAGAGACUCCUCUUUCUGGGCUCCGGGACUCUUAAUUUGCUGAGUUACUUAAAGGGGCGGUCGAGAGCUCUCAGUGCGAGUUCAAAGUUAUCUGUAGAAAUUGCCAUUUUCGAGUUAUUGGGGGUUCCAACUUCUAAGGAUAAUUUGGUUUUGUUUUCUAUAUUAACACUAUGAAGAUUCUUCGGAUCUUAGUAGCUUCGGUGGUGGCUGGAGCAACUUUGGUGUUUCUUGCCCUCAGCAGCACCUCCACCUUCCCUGAUGUGAUAUUUGCCAGCCACCAGGAUAUAGGAAUUGUGACUCCAAGCCGGAAGCUGAAGGAUAAUUACCAUAAUAUGCACCCUGAAAAUAUGAAAAGAAAUGUGGGAAACGUGAACCUGGAGGAUUACCGACCCCUCGAUCCAGCUCCGAGUUCAAGGUCUACCAUAAAAGCCGGACCAAUUGAGCAUGGCACUCCUCUAAAUCCUUACAUUCCCAAGCCAGGGCCUCCGAGUAACCCUGGGUUUACCGAAUCUCCUUAGUUCCUAAAUCUGCAAGUUCUAGCUGUAGUAUCUAUGCUACACUAAAUAAUGCAACAACUUGAUCUCAUAGAUGAAGUUUGUUUUCUUGUAACAAAGUUUAUACAGCUAGUGUUUGUAUUUAAGUUCAUCCCUACGCAAAGUUUCCUGUAACAUGUUCAUCUUGUCUUGAUAAUUUAGUGCCUUUUGGUUGCCA